AUAGAGACUUCUGGACUCUAUAGAACCCACUGCCUCCUGAUGAAGUCCCUACUGUUCACCCUUGCAGUUUUUAUGCUCCUGGCCCAAUUGGUCUCAGGUAAUUGGUAUGUGAAAAAGUGUCUAAACGACGUUGGAAUUUGCAAGAAGAAGUGCAAACCUGAAGAGAUGCAUGUAAAGAAUGGUUGGGCAAUGUGCGGCAAACAAAGGGACUGCUGUGUUCCAGCUGACAGACGUGCUAAUUAUCCUGCUUUCUGUGUCCAAACAAAGACUACAAGAACUUCAACAGUAACAGCAACAACAGCAACAACAACUUUGAUGAUGACUACUGCUUCGAUGUCUUUGAUGGCUCCUACCCCUGUUUCUCCCACUGGUUGAACAUUCCAGCCUCUGUCUCCUGCUCUAGGAUCCCCGACUCAUUAAAACAAAGAGGCUUA
Gorilla gorilla gorilla (western lowland gorilla) is the source of this 434-nucleotide messenger RNA. It is a transcript of the gene DEFB126, whose product is annotated as defensin beta 126. The record is from RefSeq and is a predicted model, not a curated record. The transcript is spliced from 2 exons. NCBI's taxonomy places the organism in Eukaryota, Metazoa, Chordata, Mammalia, Primates, Hominidae. The coding region runs from base 40 to 375 and encodes 111 amino acids.